Rhinopithecus roxellana (golden snub-nosed monkey) is the source of this 2753-nucleotide messenger RNA. It is a transcript of the gene RCCD1, whose product is annotated as RCC1 domain containing 1. The transcript has 10 exons. The record is from RefSeq and is a predicted model, not a curated record. NCBI's taxonomy places the organism in Eukaryota, Metazoa, Chordata, Mammalia, Primates, Cercopithecidae. Bases 396 to 1526 code for a protein of 376 amino acids.
UUAUAUUGGAAGUCGUCUGUGGCCUCCGCGGAGAGGGCGCUUGGUGGGAGCUGGGAUUGGUGGCCAGCUGAGCCUGGUUGAAGGGCGGUUUGGGCCGCGCCCACCACCCUAGCCUGUUUCGAGGAGGGGUAAGCCCAACGUGAGGCUCAUUGGGUCGACAGGGGCACGUGACGAGUCCUGAGCCAAUCCGUAGAAGGUAAAAGCUGCUUCCUGUUUGGGCAUCAGUCCCCGGCGGGUCUGGUUUGGAGGUGCUGCGGCUCCGGACUGAGGGUUAGCUCCUUGGGAGCAGGCAACUGUCCUCACUGGCACAGAGGAGGAGCGCUCAGUAAAUUUUUGCUGGACGAAUAAACGACUAGAUAAGCCAGGUGGCGGACUGCAGAGGGCGCUGCUGGGGCAUGGCGGAGGAGCGGCCAGGGGCCUGGUUCGGCUUCGGUUUUUGUGGCUUCGGGCAGGAGCUGGGCUCCGGACGCGGGCACCAGGUGCACAGCCCCAGUCCGCUGCGGGCGGGCGUCGACGUCUGCCGCGUGAGCGCGAGCUGGAGCUACACCGCCUUCGUGACUCGUGGAGGCUGCGUGGAGCUGUCGGGCUCAGUCAGCGGUUCGGCGGGCGGCUGCAGGGACGCGUGGGCCUCGGAGGGGCUCCUUCUGGUGCUGCGCGCUGGGCCGGGGCCGGAGGCGUUACUGCAGGCCUGGGCGCCCGACUCGGCGCUGCGUGGGGAGCCCUUGUGGGCCCACAAUGUGGUGCCCGAGGCCGAAGGGGAAGACGAUCCGGGCGGUGAGGCCCAGACUGGGAGGCUACCCCUGUUGCCCUGCGCCCGUGCCUACGUGAGCCCGCGGCCUCCCUUCUACCGGCCUCUGGCUCCGGAGCUGCGGGCGCGCCAGCUGGAGCUGGGCGCCGAGCACGCGUUGCUGCUAGACGCGGCUGGUCAGGUGUUCUCCUGGGGCGGGGGCAGGCAUGGACAGCUGGGCCAUGGGACCCUGGAGGCAGAGCUGGAGCCACGGCUAUUGGAGGCGUUGCAGGGCCUAACCAUGGCUGAGGUGGCCGCGGGGGGCUGGCAUUCUGUGUGUGUGAGUGAGACUGGGGAUAUUUAUAUCUGGGGCUGGAAUGAAUCGGGGCAGCUGGCCCUGCCCACCAGGAACCUGGCAGAGGAUGGAGAGACUGUCACAAGGGAAGCCACAGGACUGAAUGAAGAUGGUUCUCAGGUGAAGAGAACGGGCCGGGUUGAGGAUGGAGCCCCUGCCCCCUUCAUAGCUGUCCAGCCCUUCCCAGCAUUACUGGAUCUCCCCUUGGGCUCAGAUGCAGCCAAGGUCAGCUGUGGAUCCCGGCACACAGCUGUGGUGACACGAACAGGGGAGCUCUACACCUGGGGCUGGGGUAAAUAUGGACAGCUGGGCCACAAGGACACCACCAGCUUGGAUUGGCCCCGCCGUGUGGAAUACUUUGUAGAUGAGCAACUCCAAGUAAAGGCUGUCACCUGUGGGCCCUGGAACACCUACGUGUAUGCUGUGGAGAAAGGGAAGAGUUGACGUGUAAACACCUGGAGAACAUUGAAAACCCUGUCUGCCUAAGAUCAGCAUCAAUGAAACAACGAAAUCAACGAAACAAUGAAAUCAGAACCUCUGGGUGUGUGGCCUAGAUACUGGUAGAUUCAAAGCUCCACCCACCUCACCCCAGGUAAUUUGAUGUGUAGCUGAGAUUGGGGCACAUUCCAGGUCAUCUUCCUUUGUCACUUUCCUGCUUUCGUUUGAAUUUUACCAGCCUUGCAUGCAUCCUUAUACAACAUAGUUGUUUGCUUUUAAGUAUUAGAUAAAUGGAAUCUUGUAUAUGUGCUUUUGUGUCGUUUUUGUCACUCAGCAUUGUGUGAUCCAUCCUUGUUGGGUCCUGGAGUUCUUUCAUUUUUAAUGCUAUAUGGUGUUCCGUUGUAUGAAUAAUACCUCAAGUGAUACAGUUUUGUUGAUGGUCAUUUUGUUUCUGAUUUUGGUCAUUCCACAUAAUACUUUCAGCAGCCUUCUGCACACGUGCACAGGUUCCUUUGCAGAACAUUGAGUUGAAUUGCUAAGUCAAGAGAUACCUUUAAUUUUACUAGAUAACUGUUUUCCACCAGCAGGGUGGUGUCUACUGUGGCUGAAAUGUCAGGUAGAUGCACACCGAUUUUAAUUUGCAUUUCCCUGAAUACUGAUGAGGUUGAGUAGCUUUUCAUUUGUGUAUUGGAUAGCUGGCAUGGUGGCUCACACCUGUAGUCCCAGCACUUUGGGAGGCUAAGUGGGGUGAUUGCUUGAGGUGAAGAGUUCAUAUUUCUCGGCCAUUUGGAAUUUUUCUGUUGUGAAGUGCCUGUUCAAGUUUUCUGGCCUUUUAAAAUGUUCUGUAUUCUCCUUAGUGAUUUUUCUUUUGGAUAUUUCAGAUCCAAGGCUUUUGAGAGUUAAUAUUCAGAGUAUCUUCUGCUACCAUGUAGUUUGUUGUUUCAGUCUUUCCUGGUAUUACCAAUUUUUGUUUGAUACUUAGGUGAUGCUUACUCCAUGCCAGGUAAGGCUCAAAGUGCUUUACAAGUAUCAACUUAUUUUGAUAAAGUAAGUUUAACAUCAGUAGUUUUCUAUAUGGUUAAAUUGUAUUUGUGCAUGUAUGUGUCUGUGGUUUAGCAAAUGUUUCCCACCCAUGGGGUCUUUAAUUUUUUUUUUUUCUUCUCUUUUUUAUUGUGGUAAAAUAUACUGAACAUAAAAUGUUCAAUAAAAGAGAAAAAUUUUUUAAACCAUUUU